Molecule: messenger RNA, 2127 nt
Organism: Pectinophora gossypiella (pink bollworm)
Lineage: Eukaryota; Metazoa; Arthropoda; Insecta; Lepidoptera; Gelechiidae
Gene: Parn
Product: poly(A)-specific ribonuclease PARN-like
Exons: 14
Coding region: 137-2098 (653 amino acids)
Biological process (GO): nuclear-transcribed mRNA poly(A) tail shortening
Cellular component (GO): nucleus; cytoplasm
Molecular function (GO): metal ion binding; RNA binding; poly(A)-specific ribonuclease activity
Source: RefSeq, a predicted model, not a curated record
UCGAAAGGCGCGCUGUAGAUUUUUUGUGUAUUGUCUGAGAAUUUCUGUUUUUAUUAACAAUUAAAGGAAAUUACGACAUCUAAAUCAUCUAAAUGAUAGGAUAUUAAGACGCGAAUCACUACAAACCUCUUUUGCUAUGGAGGUCACUCGUAAAAAUUUCAAAGAUACGCUGCCAUUGGUAGCGGAAUCUAUAGAUAAAGCGGACUUUCUAGUCAUAGAUGCGGAGUUUACUGGUCUGAUAAAUGGACGAGACGUGACUUUAUUCUCGACUCCUGAAGAAUACUAUCUUACUGUUUUAAAAGGAUGUAGUGACUUUCUGUUGAUUCAGUUUGGCUUGUGUGCAUUCUACUGGGAUCAGGAAGAGAAUCACUACAUGAAUGAUGCAUAUAAUUUCUAUCUGUUCCCGAGAGGACGGCCAGGCCCUGAGAAGAUGUUUCUAUGCCAAAGUUCAAGCUUAGAUUUUCUAUCGGCACAGGGUUUUGACUUCAAUAAAUUGAUUAAAGAAGGCAUUUCAUAUAUGUCAGAACCAGAUGAGACACGGAUACGGGAGUUUCUCCAUGAGAAACAGAAAUCAUAUAACAGGGAGUCUAAAAUCACCAUCCCUGAUGAGAAUAAAGAACAAAUUGAAGAUAUCUGUGCGAAAGUGCGCAAGUUCGUUGAUGAGAAGAAAGAUAAUGAGAUGGAGGUGGACCGGUGCAAUGCAUUCAUCCGACGGCUGCUCUUUCAGGAGUUGGGCUCUCGCUUCAAGAAUGAAAUAGUUGUGGAGACCAAGGUUCUGGAGAAUAAGAACAGGAUACUGAAAGUGACGCGGGUAACUUCGGAGAGUGAUCGCAGAAACCAUGACAUGAUGAAGGUGGAGCGCGAGUGGGAGGAGUUUGAAGAGGCCGUCGGGUUUGCCAGGGUCGCCAGGAUGAUCAGCAUGUCGGAAAAGUUGGUGAUCGGACACAACAUGCUCCUUGACCUGGUGCACACUCUGAACCACUUCUUCCAGCCGCUGCCGCUGGACUACAAGACUUUCAAGGAGUUCGCUCACUGCAUGUUUCCGAAGUUAUUAGACACGAAGUAUAUGUCCAGCCUGUCUCCGUUCAAGGAGAAGGUCAACUCGAGCGUGCUGCCGCAUCUACUCACCUCGCUGUCUGAGCCGCCCUUCUCGCUGCCCAAAGCAGAAUCAAAAGAAGGCCGCGGCUACAACAGAGCGGAGGACAAGCAGCACGAAGCGGGUUACGACGCGUACGUCACCGGAUUGUGUUUCCUCGCCAUGCACAACCACCUGGCGAGCAUGCGCGGCGAGCCGCUCGGCCGAGCCAACUCCGACGCGCCCUGGCUAAAACCCAUCCUGAACAAGGUGUACUUGGCUAAGACUGCGCAUCAGGACUCGCCCUAUAUGAACUUCACUGGGGCUGAUCCAAACCCACCGCGUGAUCACGUGUUCCACUUGACGUUUCCAAAGGAGUGGACUCGCAAUGACAUCAGCCAGCUAUUCAGCCCCUUUGGUGCAAUAAUAGUGCAGUUCAUAGACGACACGUCGGCCAUGGUGGCGCUGCAGCGGCGCGAGCAGGCGCGUGACGUCACUCGCCUGCUGGCGGGACACGCGCGCGCCUCCAUCUUGCCUUUCGCGCGGUACAAGAGUUCCAUUAAGGCUAACAACAAAGACCAAGGGGACUUCAAACGUGACUUUGCGACGAUCCCGAAUGCGUAUGCACCAGAAUAUAUCUCCAGGGCCCGUGCAGUAGCGAGCAGUGCCUUGAGGUCGUCUCCUGAGAAGGUGUCGCGGCCGCGAGCCAACAGCCUGUCCAGCUCGCCGAUCAAGCCCGCGCCGCCGGCCAGGAAGAGAACCUCGUCUGGAGUUUUCCAGGUUGAUGAUGCGGAACCUCCAAAGAAAAAGGUGGAGCUUACUCGAUCGAAUUCCGAUAUCACCCGAAAGAAGCCCGAAGUCGCCCCGAAUGGGCGUCGGAAAACUGAUAGCGACGCGUCGAAGGGAAAAGAGAAGGAAAAAGAGAGUGAGAAGGUGCCAGAGAAGAGAAUAGUGGAGAAGUUUGAUAGUGAAGCUAAAUCAAACUGUGUUAGCGCUUUCAAAGAGAGUGAUAGUUGGGAUUAAGCGGAAUAAAUAUUGCUUGUAGUAAAUUA